Ogataea parapolymorpha DL-1 is the source of this 933-nucleotide messenger RNA. RefSeq lists its product as uncharacterized. The record is from RefSeq and is a predicted model, not a curated record. The coding region runs from base 1 to 933 and encodes 310 amino acids. Lineage: Eukaryota; Fungi; Ascomycota; Pichiomycetes; Pichiales; Pichiaceae. The transcript has a single exon.
AUGGCGCAUCUAGAGCGAUAUAAGUCCACACUGAAUGAGUCUUUAGACAAAUCACAAAACUUGCUGAGCACUCUGGUGGAUUUAAAGAAAAAAGGAGCACUGGAUGACGCGGAUACAGACCUACUGAACUCCCUUCACCGAGAGGCCGUUUUGGACAAUGUCCAGCUGAUCAACGCCAAAAACGAGGUGAAGAGCAUGUACAACAAACUGGCCGACGAGAACCUGAAAAAACUGCAUUCUGGGCACUACCAGUUCAAUAACAUGAAGAUCCAGCGGUAUAAAGGCCAGAAGCUCAGGAACGAGAGUCUGGCAGCAGAGUUCAGCAAGCUCAUCUCACAGAUCCCAGAGCUGGAACUUGAUCAGGUUUUGGACAAUGAGAACACAGAGGACCAGGAGUUUUUGAAUGGACUACGCAAAAGCGGUCUUGACAUCAGGCUGCAGUUUGCAAAGUCGGAUUUCAGCGACCAGAUAGACGAGACUAUUGUGAGCCGUGUAGAGGAGAUUUUAAAGAACGAGGAGGUCAAAAAGUUCCGUCUGGUGCAACUGAAUGACAAGCACUACGAGCGCGAGCGGACAGUUCUGCAGAGCAUGAGUUUGAAGUGGCAGAACCGGUUAGCGGAGCUGACGAAGUUUGUGAGGGACGAUUCGGCGAGACUUUUAAAAACAAUUGAGGACGUGAAGGAGGAGUUGCGCGAGGAGCACGAGGAGGAACUCGAAGAAGAGGAAGUUGAGGAGGAGGAAGAGGAAGAAGAGGAAGAGCGAGCAGAGCGUGAAGCAGAAGAAAAAGACGACCAGGCAGAAGACGCAGAAGAUGCUGAAGAUGCAGAGGAUGGAGAGGACGAUGCGAUGGAAGUGGAGACAGAAAACCAGGUGGCCAGUGACGAAAGAACACCAGUUCCAGAUGCUAACUCCGACCUGGAGCUGGACGAGUAA